AUGGAGAUUCCACCAUUACAAACCUUCUCCUCAAUUCCAAAUCCUGGUCACAAGAAUUUCAACCAAAUCAAAAGGAGAAAAAAGAAGGGGCUUACUCUGAACUUGAAGCUUUCCUUGAAGAGACAUAAACUAAGAGGAUAUCAAGGAGAGGGAGGAUUGGAGUUGUGGUUGGGCUUCGAGCUAGCCGCAGUGAGCUUCGCCGUGGUGGCCUUGGGAGUAUUCUGCGUGGUUAUGCAAUGGAGGGCAUGGCUGUCUUCUGAUGUUGCGGUUGUGGUACUAGUACCGAGAUUGGAGGAAGAAGAUGUACGACAAUGCAAGACUGGGCUGGAGAAGGAGCGAGACUUGAGACGGAGAGUGGUCGGGUUGCUUCCGGACGAUGUGGUCGCCGGAGGACGGUGGUUGGAGUUAUGGGAUGGCAGGUAG
Molecule: messenger RNA, 423 nt
Organism: Linum trigynum
Lineage: Eukaryota; Viridiplantae; Streptophyta; Magnoliopsida; Malpighiales; Linaceae
Source: the annotation of a GenBank genome assembly